GAUUUACAGAAGAAGAGACUUAAGAGAGGCAGGGAGGGGAGAGAGAGACUCUAGCGAAGGGAGCAGCAGCAGCAGCAGCAGAGUUGAAUAGAAGAAGAAGAAGAUGGGUAGGAAGGUGAUUUGGGCGGUCGCAGCUGUUAUGAUUAUAGCAUCUCUGCAUCUGAAGUGUGCCCUCGGCCAAAUGCCAUCACUACCGCCUAAUACUCCGGUCAACACUGCUAUUCCUCCUCCUCCAUCACUACCCUCCACUCCUCCAGUCAACACUGCUAUCCCUCCUCCUCCAUCAAUACCCUCCACUCCUCCCGUCAACACUCCUACCCCUCCUCCUCCAUCACUUGAAUCGACUCCUCCCGUCAACACUGCUACCCCUCCUCCUCCAUCACUUGAAUCGACUCCUCCCGUCAACACUGCUACCCCUCCUCCUCCAUCGAUACCUUCUACACCUCCGGCCAACACUAAAGUCCCUCCACCUCCAUCAAUACCGUCUACUCCUCCAGCCAACACUGAAGUCCCUCCUCCUCCAUCAAUUCCUUCUACUCCUCCCGUCAACACGAAAGUCCCUCCUCCUCCUUCACUACCUUCUACUCCUCCCGUCAACUCUACCAUCCCUCCUCCACCAUCUCUACCUUCCACUCCUCCAGUCAACGCUACUCCUCCUCUCAACGCCGCCACCCCUCCACUACCUUCUACUCCUCCUAUCAAUGUGGCUGCCCCACCACUACAUGCAACUCCUCCGAUUAGCGUCUCUGUCCCUCCACUCUCUGCCCCUCCACUACCUGCAGUUCCUUCUAUCAGCCCAGUUGUGCCAACAGUGAAUAUCAACCGCUCCCAAUCAUCCCCCGAGACCUACACCGUCGGGGACACCUUGGGUUGGAAAGUCCCUCCUGGUGGCGCCGCCACCUACUCCGCUUGGGUAACCGGCAAGACCUUUCUUGUCGGAGAUACUCUUUUGUUCAACUUCACCACUGGGAAUCACGAUGUGGCGAGUGUAACAAAAGCAGGAUUCGAUUCUUGCAGCAACAGUAGCAAUGAUAUCAUCGGGUCUCUUAUAACAACAGGUCCAGCCAAAGUGGUUUUAGAGGCCGAAGGAGAGCACUACUACAUCUGCACCUUCACAAAGCACUGCCAAUUGGGCCAAAAGCUUGUACUUAACGUCACCGGCACCGCUUCGACGCCCAGUGUCACACCUACAUCCUCUCCGCCUCCCCCUCCGCCCAGCUCUGCACCUUCCUCCUCCAGAGUUGGCUUCACCGGCUUCUUUGCUACCUUAUUGACCACUGCCAUCGUCGCUUUCUUUGUUUAGAUGAUGAUAAUUUUGACUCUUCAUCUCAGACUUUGAAUGAGAGUGUAUGUAUACCAUGUCAUUCAUUUUAUAUGAUUGUGAUUGAUCAGACACAGAUUUUGAAUAAAGACUUCAUUUCAUCAA
This is a messenger RNA of Macadamia integrifolia, 1426 nucleotides long. RefSeq names its product leucine-rich repeat extensin-like protein 3. The record is from RefSeq and is a predicted model, not a curated record. Gene Ontology annotation, molecular function: electron transfer activity. NCBI's taxonomy places the organism in Eukaryota, Viridiplantae, Streptophyta, Magnoliopsida, Proteales, Proteaceae. The transcript is spliced from 2 exons. The coding region runs from base 104 to 1303 and encodes 399 amino acids. Gene Ontology annotation, cellular component: plasma membrane.